Molecule: messenger RNA, 1638 nt
Organism: Contarinia nasturtii (swede midge)
Lineage: Eukaryota; Metazoa; Arthropoda; Insecta; Diptera; Cecidomyiidae
Exons: 2
Coding region: 203-1540 (445 amino acids)
Source: RefSeq, a predicted model, not a curated record
AAUCAGACAUGUGUUUGUGUUUUUAUUCGUCCGUCAGUCCUGCACGUAUGUUUUCAUCAUAGAAACUACUUUUUGCAUGAUUUCCUGCUAAAAGUUUUCAAAAUUUAUUGCAUUAAAUACCUUUUCCACACUGGAUGUGCGUAAAAUUGAAGCUGUCACCAAUUCUUUUUACACAAAAUACGAUCAAGUGCCAAAAAAAAAAAUGAGCGAAAUAAGGCCGGCUGCAAAGCGUUCAAGUGAUGAAAUCGAUGAAUUGCCAAGCAAGCGAAUCCAUCAAGAGUUCAAAGAAUUGUCUGUGUCUGAAGAUGCCAAAAAAUCGAUUGAAAGUGAUUUGAAGGACAUGGCCCUAAUCGAUCUCCUGAAAGCUGUCGACGCAAACGUUGAGCUAAAAUCGAUGGCCGAAUCAAUUUACAUGGAAGAUUAUGCAAAUAAAUUGGUGAAUUUGAUUCGUGUUGAUGACGAGUCAUCAUCAAAUCAAUUGGUUGAAAUGGGCGACACCAUAUCAAUUUUCAACAAAUUAACUGCUUUAAAAUUUUUACGCUGCUUUGGCCACCUAAUUACCGCAUUAAAUCUCGAUUUUUACAGUGUUAAUCCGUUGAUACGUGCCAAAAUCAUUCGAUAUGUCAACAAAUUCUGUGCCGAUACAUUGAUUGAGCUGAAAAUUUCGAGUGUGAACGAUGGACCAUUGGAAAAAUUCGAAAAACCCUUUGCAAAGGUGACAAAACUUCAAUUUUCCUACUGUCGAUUGGAUAGCUAUACAACUGAUUUCAACAUUUGGUUUCCGAAAUUGCGUCACUUGGACAUGAGCUGCAACAAUCGUUUGGCCAGUCGCGAUUGUAUCGAAGACUAUUUUCGCGAUUUGAAGUAUUUGGCUGUGAAAGUUGACAGUGAAUUUUGCUUCAACGAGGACAAUGUCAUCGAAGCGUUACAAUACAAUGAAAAUCUCAAACACUUUGGCAUCUGCGGACAAUUUGAUAUGAAAUUUCUGGAAAAAGUCGCAAAACACAUGAAAUACGCUGAAAGUCUUGAUAUUGACUGGCCGAAAGGAUUUGAAAAAACAUCAGAGAAGGAAGUCAAUUUCAAAAGUGUCAAACAAUUCAAAACCAAUUUGAUACACUUGAAUGGAAAAAUGCCAGUGACAUUCAAUCACCUUGAAGAGCUCACAUUGAUUGCAUGCUGUCCGACUGAUGAAUGCAGAGAUUUCAUUCGCAAACAUACAUCGUUGAUCAAACUUAACAUUUACACAUCGUCGUCUAAAGGAUUCGUCAAUUCAUUAUUGAAAAUCCUUAAAGUUGCCCAUUCGGUGAUCGAAGUCAAUUUUUUCGAUGGACAUUUUACCGGUGAUGAAAUAAUCAAAUUAUUGGACGGAUGCAAUACAUCGCAAAAAUUCAGCUUUUCACUUGAUGAUCAAAGCGUUCACGAUCAAUUGAUGGAACAACUGGGCGAGCAUUGGAAGACGACCAUUGACGGCGAUCGGGUUACAUUCGAACAAAAGAAAAAUUCCAAUGGGAAAAAGUUUUGCGAUAUCAUUACGUUAUGAUGAUUUUCCAUCAUUUUUUACCUUAUAAAAUAUCGAAAAAUUUGGCAAAUUUACAACGAAAUUGAAUCAAUUUUUUCCGACAAAAAUUUUCUUCAAUU